ACUCUCUCUUAUUCAACUCUUCUUGAAGAACUUGAAGUUAAUAAUGUUAGAGAAUUAGAGGAUUUAAUUAUUGAGGCAAUUUACAGAAAUAUUUUACAUGCAAAAUUAGAUCAAAGCAAUCAUCAACUUGAGAUCGACUCCUUUAUUGGGCGGGACAUACAGUUGGAGCAGCUGGACAAUAUGCUGGAUAAACUAGACCAGUGGUGUUCGAAUUGUGCGUCUGUGAUACAAAUAAUGGAGCAGGAGAUGGUACGGGCAAAUGAAUUGAAAAGUAACAACAACAAGCAGAAGGAAUCACUUGAACAAGAGAUCAAGUCUCUACGACAGGCUGUAUCAGUAGCACAAGACUUUGACCAGCAGACGACAUCAUCUUCUGAAGCUUUUGAUAGUCAGCAUAAAUUUCAAAAGAAAGGGCUAAGAGGAAGCCUUGCAAGAUCAAAAUCAUGACUCUAUUAUUGUUAAUUUAUUAAUUCUAAGUAUAAACUACAUGCAUAGUUGUGUUGUUAAAUUUCCUAUUACUGAUCAUUCAUAAAGUAUAGGGUGCCAUUUGAGUCAAAA
Messenger RNA from Amphimedon queenslandica, 558 nucleotides. Its product is annotated as COP9 signalosome complex subunit 7b-like. Gene Ontology annotation, cellular component: COP9 signalosome. NCBI's taxonomy places the organism in Eukaryota, Metazoa, Porifera, Demospongiae, Haplosclerida, Niphatidae. The record is from RefSeq and is a predicted model, not a curated record. The annotation marks the transcript as partial. The transcript has 6 exons. Gene Ontology annotation, biological process: COP9 signalosome assembly.